AGGAGGGGAGGACAAAUCAAAUGUAUCCUUUUGCCUCCCUUCUAGAGACGCCUAUGUUUAUAAUAGCGCGAGUGAUGCUCGAGAUAUUUCGUUAAAGAAAGAUACAUUUUUAUACAUAAUUUAUAUUACAAUUUAUAAAUAAGUUUUGUUUGAAGUGUGAUUUUGAGAUGAAUCCUUCAGAGCCGAGCAGUACCGAAACUCUCAGGUACAAUGAGUUCACAUUGGACGAUUCUGAGACAAGUUCUAAGAUGAAGGAUGUAAUCGACGUUCUCGCAAUGCAACGCGAAAAGAGGAAUACAUUGCAAAAAAGUAUUACAAUUGAUUAUUCCAAAUCCAACGACAGUUUUACAGUUUCACGAUUUAUCUUUGAGUGUGGUUUGAAAUUAGAAACUCACUCGUUGACAAUAGCUACUGCUGCAACGUUAUAUCAUAGAUUCAUAAAAGAAGCAACACUGCAAGGAUAUGAUAAUUAUUUAAUAGCUUCUACUUGUCUUUAUCUGGCUGGAAAAAUGAAGGACGAUACAUUAAAGAUAAGAGACAUAAUGAAUGUAUCUUACAACACGCUUCAUAGAGGAUCUCAGCCAUUAGAUCUUGGAGAUCAAUAUUGGAGUAUGAGAGAUGCGAUUGUUCAAGCUGAACUUUUAAUCAUGAGAAUGCUUAAAUUUCAAGUUAUACCUGUACAUCCACACAAAUACAUGCUUCACUAUCUGAGGACUCUACAAGCCUGGUUUGGUGAAGAGGAAUGGUCCAAGUAUCCAGUUGCCAAAACUAGUAUGGCAUUGCUACAAGACUUUCAUCAUUCUCCAGCUAUUCUCGAUUAUCCACCGAGUUUAAUAGCUAUAGCUUGUAUUAAUUUGUCAUUACAAAUUUAUGGAGUAGUUGUACCUUUGAUGGACGAGUGUGAUCAACAACCAUGGUUCAAUGUUUUCUCUAAAGACUUAGCAAGGGAUAAGCUAUGGGAAAUUAUGGAGAAAGUUAUGGCAGCAUAUGACGAAGAACCUGAAACAAGGGAUAACUGAAAAGUACGAAUUUGUAUAUUGUCAAAAUAAUAAAACAUUUAUCUCUCUUGAAAAUUA
Nylanderia fulva is the source of this 1076-nucleotide messenger RNA. It is a transcript of the gene koko, whose product is annotated as cyclin Q. Gene Ontology annotation, molecular function: cyclin-dependent protein serine/threonine kinase regulator activity. Gene Ontology annotation, biological process: regulation of transcription by RNA polymerase II. The record is from RefSeq and is a predicted model, not a curated record. Lineage: Eukaryota; Metazoa; Arthropoda; Insecta; Hymenoptera; Formicidae.